Lasiosphaeria miniovina is the source of this 4976-nucleotide messenger RNA. Its product is annotated as C2 domain-containing protein. NCBI's taxonomy places the organism in Eukaryota, Fungi, Ascomycota, Sordariomycetes, Sordariales, Lasiosphaeriaceae. The transcript has 4 exons. The record is from RefSeq and is a predicted model, not a curated record. Bases 376 to 4917 code for a protein of 1513 amino acids. Gene Ontology annotation, molecular function: lipid binding.
GCGUAAGUUUUCGUCCCUCAACCGGAACCCGCCAGCCUGUGUGUUCUUGUUGCUUGGACGCAUUUCUAAUACUGGCAUUGGUUCCUGGGGUUAAUUUGUUUUCCCUCUUCCGACCGCAAGUUUGGCCCGAGUUUGUUUCUGUUGGCCUUGUGCCGCCCGCUUAACUCCUCCCAUUCCAUGCUCUCGAAGCUGGCUCCAGGCCUAGACACCUGACCUGCUUCGCCUCACCAUCUUAAAUCCUAGACAGGGCUGCCCAGCUUCUCCCGUGGAAAUCCGCCAAACAGACGUGCCUCAUAGUCGCCUAAUCGACAUUUCUACUGCGUCAAUUGGAGAACAGGACCAAGGCUGCAGAGGCAGCGAAGGGCGCUAGCCACAAUGGACCCUCCUCAGGCCGUUGACGAGAACAAGCAGCAAGGCGCUAUCGAUGCCGCUCGCGACCCCGAAAGCUCUGUCACUGCCGACGACGCCCAACGCGAGAUAGUCGAGAACAGUAAAGAGGCUGGAAUAGCGGCAUUCACAUUUAACCCUGAUGCCAGCACCGAGGAGAAGAAUGCUCAGGCCAGAGCCGCAAUCCCCACCGGUUUCCACCGAAGACCCAAGGGCGUGGCUAUUGCAACGGAUAUUGACGACGGUUCAAAGGCUGACAUCGACCUCCCCUCUCCCUCCAAGGCUGGCGCCGUCGAGGUCGCCAAGGGCGAAGAUGGGAAACCACUACCGAAUGGCCACGCGAGCGAAGGAGCUGUCAUGGGCGAGAUGACAGGCUGGGCGCCCCGGUUUGGCUGGCCUGCCGACGAGGAGGAGGAUUCGUCCCUGUUAGACCACACGACAUGGCUGGAAUCGCGUCUUUCUGACGCUUUCUUUGGGGACUGGUACCACAACGCGGGCGUGAUUUUCUUUGCCUGCAUCUCAUCCUGGCUCGUUGCCGUGCUCGGCGGCGGCCUUGGCUGGGUCUUCAUCGUCAUGGCGGUUUGCUCGACGUAUUAUCGGACCUCGAUCCGCAGGGUGCGCCAAAAUUUCAGAGACGAUAUCACCCGGGAGGUUGCCAUGAAGAAGCUCGAGACCGAUAAUGAAUCCGUGGAAUGGAUCAACUCGUUCCUGGUAAAAUUCUGGCCCAUCUACCAGCCAGUCCUUGCCCAGACUGUGAUCAACUCGGUCGACCAGGUUCUAAGCGGCGCCACCCCGGCGUUUUUGGACAGCCUAAAGCUCAAAACCUUUACCUUGGGCUCCAAGCCCCCGAGGAUGGAGCAUGUCAAGACAUAUCCCAAAGCCGACGACGACAUUGUCAUCAUGGAUUGGCUGUUCAGCUUCACGCCGAAUGAUACGGCGGAUAUGACCUCCCGCCAACUUAUCAACAAGGUCAACCCCAAGGUCAUCCUCGAGAUCCGAGUGGGCAAAGCCAUGAUUAGCAAGGGCCUCGAUGUGAUCGUGGAGAACAUGGCCUUUUCGGGUCUGAUGAGGCUUAAGAUCAAAUUGCAGAUCCCUUUUCCCCACGUGGAGAAGAUCGAGAUGUGCUUCCUCGAGCGGCCCUCGAUCGAUUACGUCUGCAAGCCUCUUGGAGGCGAAACCUUUGGCUUCGACAUUAAUUUCAUUCCCGGCCUUGAGAGCUUCAUCCAGGAGCAAAUACACGGCUCCUUGGCUCCCAUGAUGUACGCGCCUAAUGUAUUCCCCAUCGAGGUAGCCAAGAUGCUUGCCGGCACACCCGUAGAUCAAGCAAUCGGCGUCAUUGGCAUUACCAUUCAUGGUGCCCAGGGUCUGAAGAACUCCGAUAGUUUCUCUGGCACGCCUGACCCUUACGCUACAGUCUCCUUGAACGGGAGACAGACACUUGCGAAAACGAAGACGAUCAAGGAGAACGGGAGCCCCCGCUGGAACGAGACGCACUACAUUAUCGUCACUUCGUUCAACGAUGCUCUCCAAAUCGAGGUCUUUGACUACAACGAGUUCAGAAAGGACAAGAGACUUGGCAUGGCCACUUUCCCGCUUGAGAACGUUGAGGACCUAAAUGAAUACGAAAAUGAAAGACUUGAGCUCCACAAUGACGGCAAGGCAAAGGGCAUUAUUACCUGCGAUAUUCGCUUUUUCCCCGUUCUGGAGGCGGCAAAGACUCCGGAUGGGACGGUGGAGCCGCCUCCCGAGUCAAACACAGGUAUCCUUCGGUUCACCGUCGAGCAAGCCAAAGAGUUGGACAGUGGCAAGAGCAUGAUUGGCCUUCUCAAUCCCUACGCGACACUACUGCUCAACAGCAAGGAAAUCCAUGUCACCAAAAAGCUCAAGCGUACAAACAAUCCCGUCUGGGACAACGGCUCCAAAGAGAUGCUCAUCACUGACCGGAAAAACGCCAAGCUGGGGGUUGCCGUCAAAGACGACCGCGAUAUUGCUGGCGACCAACUUGUUGGAACUUACCAGAUCAAGCUUGACGAUAUUCUCGAUCUCAUGAGCAAGGGCCAGGACUGGUAUAACCUUAUUGGCGUCAAGACUGGGCGCGUAAAGAUGAUGGCUCAGUGGAAGCCCGUCGCUCUCACAGGCGUCGGUGCUGGCACUGGGGGGUACCAGACACCUGUCGGAGUCUUGCGAGUCCAUUUCCAAAAUGCCAAGCAAUUGCGCAAUUUUGAGGCUCUGGGCAAGUCGGAUCCAUAUGCUCGCGUCCUAAUGUCAGGCAUUGAGAAGGCUCGAACUGUCACAUUCAAGAACAACCUUAACCCAGAGUGGGACGAAGUGCUUUAUAUUCCCGUCCACUCGGGUAAGGAACGAUUGCAACUCGAGGUCAUGGAUGCGGAAAAUGUGGGCAGAGACCGAAGUCUCGGUCUAACGGAAAUCAUAUCUGGCGAUUUCAUGUCUCAGGGCGAAAAUGGAGAAUGGCUUGUCCGCGACGACAAGCUUCGCCGUUCAGAAGGCCUCCGCAUCCAUGGCAAAGGUGCUGCCAAGGGCAUGCUCAACUAUACGGUCGCCUUCUAUCCGUGCCUCAAUAUCGCCGAUCCCGCCGAGGAAGAGGAGAGGAAGAAGAAAGAAGAGGAGGAAAGGAAGAAGCACGAAAGACAGAAAGACAGCUUCUCGGAGCACAAAAAGUCGCUGGAUACUCCACGCUCGCCAGAGGCCGGAAAAUUCUCCACCACGCUUGGGAGCAAGGAAGUCGGGAAGCCGGCGCCUGCAAGGAAGGAAUCCAGCAGGCCUGUCACACCAUUGACACCUGCUACCCCGACCAGCACUGCACCAAGAAAGUCCCGAGAGGAUAGGGAGCCGCCAAAGCUCUACCUCACACCCCAAGAGUUGCUCAAGUACGAAUCCGGUCUUGUUAUUUUCAAGCUCAUGGAUGCGGAUUUGCCGAAGAGUGGAACUCGUAUUGAGGUUUUCGUCGACGAUAUGGCCUUCGCGUCUUACACUUCUUCUACGGCAAAGACCAAGACGCACAAGUUUGAUGAAUACGGCGACUGCUUCAUACGAGAGCUUGACUUCUCGAAACUUACCGUCAAAAUCUGCGAGCCGUCGGACAAGCAAGACGAAGCUGGCAAGCAGCACACUCUGGCCAAAUUGACUGGCCGCACGGUUGAUACUCUAAGGCAAUGCCUGAAUAACCCCACAACGCUACAGAUGAAAGAUGACCAGGGCAACGUCUACUCCAUCAAGAUCAGCUUGAAGUACGUUCCCGUCAAGAUGCAGCUGGACCCAAGCGAGAGUAUCAACAAUAUGGGCAACCUCCGAGUCGAUAUAUUAGAUGCUCAAGAUCUUCCAUCAGCCGACUCCAACGGCAAGAGUGAUCCAUUUGUCAAGUUUGAGCUCAACGGCGCCGAGGUCUUUAAAAGCAAAACGCAAAAGAAGACACUGCAUCCGGCUUGGAAUGAGUAUUUCGAGGUGCCGGUGCCAUCACGUACUGCGGCGAGAUUCAAGGCCACGGUGUAUGACUACGACUUUGCCGACAAGCCUGAUUUCUUAGGCGCCACCGAGAUCAACUUGACCCAGCUGGAUACUUUCCAGGCCAGGGAGUUCCGUUACAAGCUCGAUGGAAAGUCCGGGACCCUACGCUUGCGUCUUCUCUUCCGCCCGGAUUACGUCACGAGGAGCAAGCAGGGGACUUCAACUUUCUCCGGGACGUUUGCUGUGCCGGGCAAGAUUGUGACUGGCGCCGUAGGCGCGCCAAUCAAGGGAGGUGCGGCCGUUGUCGGGGCCGUUGGGCAUGGUGUGGGCAUGUUGAAGCGCGGCUUCCGUUCCAAUACCUCAAAGAAGGAUGAUGAUUCGGACACGGCCAGCUCAACUAAUAUUCCAAUAAUCACAACCAAUGGGCCGGAUCCGACCCCGGGCAUGGGCCUGAAGCGAUCCACCGGACUCGCAAUUCAGGACGGAGACAAAACCCCCCCAACCCCCGAAGGUAGAACUCCGGGUAUUGCGAAUGGUGGCUUUUUACAUCACUCUCGGACGAGGAGUGCGGGGGCGUCUUCAAUCCACAGCGCUAUCUUCGCCGGCGGUGCUACAGGGACAGCCACAUUCACGAUUGCCUCGGCGUCAGGAUUCCCGCCUUCUACCGACGUCUACGUUUCAGUGACGCAAAUGAAGGAUGGCAAGUCGAAGGUGGUGGGCAAGACAAAGCACCACAAGUCGGCCACAGGGACUGUCAGUUUUGACGAGACAUUCAAAGUCUCGUGCAGCCCCGACUCGCAGUUCAAGGUCGAGGCCAGAGAACACCACACGCUUAAGAGCGAUGACGUACUUGGAGAGAGUCUCUACUUUGUAGACGACACGAACACAGGCCAGGAGAAGCCAGUGAACGUCGGUAAUGGCACUGUCGUGAUCAAGAGCUCCUUCGCGCUGACGGAGAACUCCUUGACGCCCGAUAGCCCCAAAUCUGGCGGAGGCGUGCGGAGAAGUUUCUUGAGCAAGAGAGAGAGCAGGGUGCCAAGCCGGGAGACGACGCCAAUCCCUUGAAAUUCAUUCGUCUUCUAUUUCUCUUUUUCCUAGUUGUUUAUUUUAUUUUAUUUUAUUUU